AGAAGGUCCCGGAAAAGGCUCCUCUCGUGCAGUAUGGGUGCGAGGCGCAGGUGAGCGAGCGCACACUCUAUAGGCUACCUGUAAACAAAGAAAACAAACAUGGAAACUACCCAGACGACACCAUUUCAAGGACACCCUGGUCCAGCACGACGUUAAAGCUGGCUGGAAAUCCGUGUUUGAUCCAACAUCCUGAUAUACACAGACAAACUGUGCAGAGCUUACACAUGUAGCCUAAUAAGGUGGGUCAAUCCAAUGUAAUCCAAUUCCAUGGCUCCAAAGAAAAUUGGUUAACCAGAUACCCAGUGACCAAAGGACGGGGUCAGCCAUCAACCACCACCAUGGCGGAACAAGAUCAUGUCAAUCCUUCACACACUACAUUCAAUCUCUUCGUCCAAGCCCAGACUUGUAAGGAUGUGAAGCACCACUUUGCUGCGCUCUGCAAGCAACUGGACAUCAAUCCUAAGGAUUUCAGGAACUUCUACAGCACGUUGAAGGAAAGACUGAACUACUGGAAGGCCAAAGCCCUGUGGACAAAGCUGGACAAAAGGGCAUCUCACCCAGAUUACAAGCAAGGAAAAGCCUGCAUUAAAAACAAGUGUCUUGUGUUGGGUGCUGGGCCAUGCGGGCUGAGAACGGCCAUCGAACUAUCCCUGCUGGGGGCUCAGGUGGUGGUGUUGGAGAAGAGAGAGUCUUUCUCCAGGAACAAUGUUCUCCACCUGUGGCCCUUCACCAUUUGUGAUCUCAUUGGGCUUGGAGCCAAAAAGUUCUACGGCAGAUUCUGCACUGGGUCUCUGGAUCACAUCAGCAUCCGUCAGCUGCAGUUGGUUCUAUUGAAAGUGUCACUUCUCCUCGGGGUGGAGGUGCACACCGGCGUGGAGUACCAGGGCUUGAUUGAGCCCGCAGGAGAAAACGGUUGGAUGGCCAAGCUGCAGCCUGGGUCUCAUCCUGCUGCAGCCUUCCAGUUUGACGUCUUCAUCUCUGCUGGAGGAGGCAGGUUUGUCCCUGAUGGUUUUAAACAUAAGGAGCUGAGAGGAAAGCUGGCAAUCGGCAUCACAACCAACUUCAUCAACAGACACACGGCUGCAGAGGCCCAAGUAGCAGAGAUCAGUGGCGUGGCCCGCAUCUACAACCAGAAGUUCUUCCAAGAGCUGCUCACUGAGACAGGUAUUGAUCUGGAGAACAUCGUCUACUACAAAGACGACACCCACUACUUUGUCAUGACUGCCAAGAAGAAUAGCUUGCUGAAGAAGGGGGUCAUUAAACAGGACUACAGCGAUGCAGAGGAGCUGCUGGCUCCUGCAAAUGUGGAUCAUGAGGCGUUGUGCCAAUAUUCCCGUGAUGCUGCCCACUUCUCAACAGGUGGCAAACUGCCUGACCUGCAGUUUGCUCGGAACCAUGCGGGCCAGCCAGACGUGGCCGUGUUUGACUUCACCUGCAUGCAACGCGCUGAGAAUGCCUCUCUGGUCAGGGAGAGGAGAGGGAAGAAAUUGUUAAUGUGUCUGGUUGGAGAUUGCCUCGUGGAGCCCUUCUGGCCUCUGGGUACAGGUAUUGCCCGUGGAUUUCUAGCUUCUUUUGACACAGCGUGGAUGGUAAGAAGCUGGGGCAUGGGGGUCUCGCAUCUCAAGGUCCUCGCUGAGCGAGAGAGUAUCUACCAGGUCCUGUCCCAGACCACACCAGAAAACACCAGUAAAAACUACUCUGGUUACAGCAUCGAUCCCAAAACACGCUACAAAAGAGUCAACCUCUCUUCCAUCCAGACCAACCAGGUGCAGCACCUAUAUGAUGAUGAUAAAUCGAACCCAUCAAGCAAGAAACAGAAGAACCAGUUGUCUCACAUGCGCCAAGAUUCAGUCAGUGGUUUUGAAGAGUUGUUGAAAUGGUGCCAAAAACACACCACAGGUUAUGUGAAUGUUGAAGACUUUACCCAAUCCUGGAGGUCCGGGCUGGCUCUGUGUGCUCUGAUCCACCACUUUAGACCUCAGCUCAUUGACAUGUCCUCCAUGGAUGAGUUGAGUGCUGUUCACAACAACACACUGGCCUUAAGCAUCUUGGAGAAAGAGCUGGGUAUCCCACCUGUCAUGUCUGCCAGUGACUUAGCCAACAGUGGUCAGAUUGACAAGUUGUCCAUGGUCCUCUACCUCACCCAGGUCCAAAGUGUCUUCACUGUGCCAGCAAAAGACUCUGCUGCUUUCCUGCCGUCGCCCAAGCCUCUGACUCUCUCCCAGACACAGUCAGCCGUCUUUUUCCUGAACAAGCUGAAGCACAACUCUCUGCAAAGACGCAAGGAAAAGCUGGCAACUGAGAAAAGAGAAAGAGAAACAAUGAUGGGAGAAGAGGACAGUACAAUGAUGCCUCCUCUGUCCCCUGAGCCAAGUCCUACACCGCUCUGCACUGCUCUUGAUCCUGAGCCUGAACCUGGUACAGGUGUGCCAAUGACAAACAGCGAGGAGUGUUACUUCUGCUGUCGGAUGGUCUAUGCGCUGGAGCGCAUAAGUGCUGAGGGCAAGUUCUUCCAUCGGAGCUGCUUCACCUGCCAUCGGUGCAGCAUCACGCUCAGACUAGGAGGAUACACCUUUGACCAGACUACAGGGAGAUUUUACUGUGAGCUGCACUCAGAAGAACUGGAGCUGGAAAAUGGGGCUGAAACAUCUUGUAAGGAUAGCGAAGGAAAUCCCAAAGGAACAAAUGAAAGGAACAGGCUUUCCAGUGAAGAUUAUACACCAUCUCCAUCUGAUGAGGAGUAUGAGCACUGUCUGGACUCCGUUCCCCCUGCUCACUCACAGUCACAUAAACCUGAAGGACAGGACCACCAUAUAUGGGAAUUCAAAGAGGCCGAAGAGCCACAUACAUCAAAAACUCCCACCGAUCCUCUAUCUGAAACGGAGGAAGCAGUACCCACUGAGGAGGAGCCAGUGCCCUAUCCUGUCCCCAAGCCCCGCCACUCUCGACAGACCACACCCAGCCUUCAGCCCUCCCCUCCAAAAGCCAAACCUCGCACAGUCCACAUUCUUAACCCCUCAACCCCAGAAGGACCUCCAUCUCCAGCCCCAACAAAAGAGAUCUCCAAGUCAGCACCAGACUCCCGUCCGAAGCAAUCACUCAGAAAGCUUCAGCUGACCGAUGAGGAGAAAAGCCAACUAGUGAAUCUUCAGAGCCUGAGUGCGGACUCCGACUCCGAGACCCCUGGUGGAUCCUCCUCCUGCUCCUCUUCCUCUGCAACUGCAGGAGGCCCAACCACUACUAAACCAGAGGGCCUGGACGGGCAAGAGGAGGAGGGCUACUGGAGCGGGAGCACGGCAAGUCACAUGCGGGAGAAGAGGAAUCGACGUUGCUUCAGGAGAAAAGAGUUACCAAGCGGGCAGGCCAGGGUACGAUCAAAGUUCUCCCCGUGGAAUCUGUCUUCCCCGAGGAUCAGCAGAGACAACCGGCUCAGUGUCCUCAUUAAUCAUCCAGAGGGAGUGGAAACAACAUUGAGACAUGAUAACAGCACCUCAGAAGAGGGUGUCGAUGGAGAUGACGACGACGACAAUGAUGAUGAUGAUGAUGAUGAUGAGAUGUUUCAACGAGAUGAUAUUGACUUAUUUGAGGAGAAAUUUCAGACAAUGCCGUCAGACCCCGUUGAGGCUGAGAAGAUGGAGUUGAUGAAGAUGAGGACACUGGAGCGGCGAGCCAAGAUGAGCGAAUUACAGCGAUUGCGCAAAGCCCAGUCAAUCCAGAGGAGACUGGAGGAGAUUGAUGUAACCUUCAAGGAGUUGGAGGAUAAGGGUGUACUGCUGGAGAGAACUCUGCGAGGAGAGGCUGGCAGCAGUGGCCCUCCUGAAAUGAUUGAGGAUUGGAUCCAACUCGUCCAUGAGAAGAACGCGCUGUUGUCUGAGGAAUCGGAUCUCAUGGUGGCGUCUCGGCAGCUGGAACUCGAAGACAAGCAGAGCAUGUUGGAGUUGGAGCUCAGAAAAUACAUGGAGGUGGACGACAAGACCGCAGAGCAGCAGACAGAAGAAGACCGGAUCCUCCAACAGAUGAUCGAAGUGGUGGACAUGAGGGACUCGCUGGUGUCGUUUCUGGAGGAGAAGAGGCUGAAGGAGAUAAGCGAGGAGCAAGAGGCCUUUUCUAUCAAGGAGGCUAAACGCCACUCCAAGGCAGGAUCUCAGGUUCACUGGGCGUAAGGCGUUAACGCACACACAUCCUCAGUGUGUAACAGUCUGUAUUUAAUGUACAGUAGAUGCCCUCUCAUCUACUGUAUGUGAGACCUUCAGACUUGAAGCUUAGCUUUUGCAAAGCCAAAGAUGAUACAGAAUUGUCGCGGAGGGUAACGCACCACAAACUGUCUCUUCAUACAACUAGGAGUCGAGGCUAAUGGGCCAGAGUGAAAAUCAUUUGCAAUCCGCCCCCUAGAGGGACACAUAAGCUGGGGGAUCCGAGGCUUUGACUUGAUGCGUCCAAUAACUCCCCGCCUAAGCCCUGCCUGCUGCGAUCGUGAGGUCGCUGCAAUGGACAACAUAUUUAAACAGACACAUAAUGUCUGCUACACUUUUGAGCAACCACCACACAGCAAAUAAUCCUUACCCAGGCUGGGACUUGGCCUGGUUUUGAUGUAGAGACUAAGUAGCAUUAAAUUACAGCGGUGGGGAACCUGCAGUAAGUAACUUAGAGAUAGAUGGCGGUUGAAAGCACAGGAUGGCUGGGGUUUUUAAAACAUACUUUGAUUUCAACAUCAUCAAGUGCUGCAGUACACAAUGACAUAAUAUACAUAUAAUUCUAUGUUUAGUAUACUCAAUACAUUCUAGAAAUAUUAUGAAAAAGAGGUAAUUACAGUAUUAAUAUUAUACAAUUUCAUUGUUAUUCAUGAUUCACUUUUUAUUAUGUAGUUUCCUUUUUAUUUAUGGAUUUAGUAGCGCUCCCUGCUGUUUACCAUGUCCGUUUCCCGGUAACACGUUUGAUAGACCUCUCGGGUUGGUGAUUCAGUCCUCCUGAAUCAGAGUUUGUGUUUUUACUGAUGGCCUUCAAUGGUCGGCUGCUCUUUAAGUGGAGGUGUAUAUGAACACGGGGAUUUGGGGUUUAAUGAAAAAUAGACUUCUAUUUAUAAAUGCUACCUUUUAUCAUUUGCAGGUGUUCCUAUUCAUGUGCUGCCAGAAUAGCCAAAAUCGAGACAAAGACUAGUUUGUUAUUGUGAAAAGGAGCCUUAUCCAGUCAUUGUUCCGCUGCCAUUUUAUGCCGCGUGGACGGCACUUCAUAGUAUAUCAAAUAAAGAUCAUGCACUUUGAA
Molecule: messenger RNA, 5262 nt
Organism: Etheostoma cragini (Arkansas darter)
Lineage: Eukaryota; Metazoa; Chordata; Actinopteri; Perciformes; Percidae
Gene: mical1
Product: microtubule associated monooxygenase, calponin and LIM domain containing 1
Exons: 25
Coding region: 339-4163 (1274 amino acids)
Molecular function (GO): protein binding; FAD binding
Source: RefSeq, a predicted model, not a curated record